Molecule: messenger RNA, 2394 nt
Organism: Schistocerca serialis cubense
Lineage: Eukaryota; Metazoa; Arthropoda; Insecta; Orthoptera; Acrididae
Product: NF-X1-type zinc finger protein NFXL1-like
Exons: 6
Coding region: 1-2394 (797 amino acids)
Source: RefSeq, a predicted model, not a curated record
AUGCGCGAACGCGUGCGCGAAUGCGUGCGGGAGUGCGUGCGCGAGUGCGUGCGGGAGCGCGUGCGCGAAUGCGUGCGGGAGUGCGAUUGGGAGUGCGUGCGCGAGUGCGAGGGCAUGCGCGAACGCGUCCGCGAAUGCGUGCGGGAGCGCGUGCGCGAGUGCGUGCGGGAGUGCGUGCGCGAGUGCGUGCGCGAGUGCGAGUGCAUGCGCGAACGCGUGCGCGAAUGCGUGCGGGAGUGCGUGCGCGAGUGCGUGCGGGAGCGCGUGCGCGAAUGCGUGCGGGAGUGCGAUUGCGAGUGCGUGCGCGAUUGCGUGCGCGAGUGCGAGUGCGAGCGCGAACGCGUGCGCGAAUGCAUGCGGGAGCGCGUGCGCGAGUGCGUACGGGAGCGCGUGCGCGAGUGCUGCGUGCGCGAGUGCGAGUGCGUGCGCGAACGCGUGCGCGAAUGCGUGCGGGAGUGCGUGCGCGAAUGCGUGCGGGAGCGCGUGCGCGAGUGCGUGCGGGAGUGCGUGCGGGAGCGCGUGCGUGAAUGCGUGCAGGAGUGCGAUUGCGAGUGCUGCGAGUGCGAGCGCGAACGCGUGCGCGAAUGCGUGCGGGAGUGCGUGCGCGAAUGCGUGCGGGAGUGCGUGCGCGAAUGCGUGCGGGAGCGCGUGCGCGAGUGCGUGCAGGAGUGCGUGCGCGAGUGCGUGCGCGAUUGCGAGCGCGUGCGCGGAUGCGUGCGGGAGUGCGUGCUCGAGUGCGUGCGCGAGUGCGAGUGCAUGCGCGAACGCGUGCGCGAAUGCGUGCGGGAGCGCGUGCGCGAGUGCGUGCGGGAGUGCGUGCGCGAGUGCGUGCGCGAGUGCGAGUGCAUGCGCGAACGCGUGCGCGAAUGCGUGCGGGAGUGCGUGCGCGAGUGCGUGCGGGAGCGCGUGCGUGAAUGCGUGCGGGAGUGCGAUUGCGAUGCGUGCGCGAUUGCGAUGCGGGAGCGCGUGCGCGAGUGCGUGCGCGAGUUCGAGUGCGUGCGCGAACGCGUGCGCGAAUGCGUGCGGGAGCGCGUGCGGGAGUGCGUGCGGGAGUGCGUGCGCGAGUGCGUGCGAGAGCGCGUGCGCGAAUGCGUGCGGGAGUGCGAUUGCGAGUGCCUGCGCGAUUGCGAGUGCGUGCGCGAACGCGUCCGCGAAUGCGUGCGGGAGUGCGUGCGCGAGUGCGUGCGGGAGCGCGUGCGCGAAUGCGUGCGGGAGUGCGAUUGCGAGAGCGUGCGCGAUUGCGAGUGCGUGCGCGAGUGCGAGUGCGUGCGCGAGUGCGUGCGGGAGCGUGUGCGCGAAUGCGUGCGGGAGUGCGAUUGCGAGUGCGUGCGCGAUUGCGAGUGCGUGCACGAGUGCGAGUGCAUGCGCGAACGCGUGCGCGAAUGCGUGCGGGAGUGCGUGCGCGAGUGCGUGCGGGAGCGCGUGCGCGAAUGCGUGCGGGAGUGCGAUUGGGUGUGCGUGCGCGAGUGCGAGGGCAUGCGCGAACGCGUCCGCGAAUGCGUGCGGGAGCACGUGCGCGAGUGCGUGCGGGAGUGCGUGCGCGAGUGCGUGCGCGAGUGCGAGUGCAAACGCGAACGCGUGCGCGAAUGCGUGCGGGAGUGCGUGCACGAGUGCGUGCGGGAGCGCUGCGUGCGCGAGUGCGAGUGCGACCGCGAACGCGUGCGCGAAUGCAUGCGGGAGCGCGUGCGCGAGUGCGUACGGGAGCGCGUGCGCGAGUGCGUGUGGGAGUGCGUGCGCGAAUGCGUGCGGGAGUGCGAUUGCGAGUGCGGGCGCGAUUGCGAGUGCGUGCGCGAGUGCGAGGGCAUGCGCGAACGCGUCCGCGAAUGCGUGCGGGAGCGCGUGUGCGAAUGCGUGCGGGAGUGCGUGCGCGAGUGCGUGCGCGAGUGCGAGUGCAAACGCGAACGCGUGCGCGAAUGCGUGCGGGAGUGCGUGCGCGAGAACUGCGACCGCGAACGCGUGCGCGAAUGCAUUCGGGUGCGCGUGCGCGAAUGCGUGCGGGAGCGCGUGCGCGAGUGCGUGCGGGUGUGCGUGCGCGAGUGCGUGCGGGAGUGCGCGCGCGAAUGCGUGGGGGCGUGCGAUUGCGAGUGCGUGCGCGAUUGCGAGUGCGUGCGCGAGUGCGAGUGCAUGCGCGUACGCGUGCGCGAAUGCGUGCGGAAGUGCGUGCGCGAGUGCGUGCGAGAGCGCGUGCGCGAGUGCGUGCGGGAGUGCGUGCGCGAAUGCGUGCGGGAGUGCGAUUGCGAGUGCGUGCGCGAUUGCGAGUGCGUGCGCGAGUGCGAGGGCAUGCGCGAACGCGUGCGCGAAUGCGUGCGGGAGCGCGUGCGCGAGUGCGUGCGGGAGUGCGUGCGCGAGUGCGUGCGCGAGUGCGAGUGCAUGCGCGAACGCGUGCGCGAAUGA